Etheostoma spectabile (orangethroat darter) is the source of this 782-nucleotide messenger RNA. Its product is annotated as complement C1q-like protein 2. Lineage: Eukaryota; Metazoa; Chordata; Actinopteri; Perciformes; Percidae. The record is from RefSeq and is a predicted model, not a curated record. Gene Ontology annotation, molecular function: protein binding. The coding region runs from base 18 to 773 and encodes 251 amino acids. The transcript has 5 exons.
ACAGGUGAUAUUUCAGAAUGAAGGGUGCUGCUGUUUUUCUGGGACUGCUGCUCUGUCUGCACAGGACAUGGGCUCAAGGGGAAAGUGGAGGGAUACAGGAUGUCAAAGCAACCCAUGAUCAGAGCAGUAGCCAGACCAACACCAGCCCUGACAUCUGGGCUGAGCUGAAGGAGCUGAGAGACAUGACCAUCGAACAAAUGGUGGAGCUCAGGAACAGCAAGAGCAAGAUAGAGAAGCUGGAGCAAGAGAAUACAGCCACACAGGCCAGACUGACAGCCAGUGAAAGCAAGAAUGCAGUUUUAGAGGCCAGAAUGAGCUCCAAUGAAAAUGAGGUGGAGGAACUAAGGAGAGAGAAUGCAGAGCGUCCAAAGGUGGCGUUCACAGUUGGUCUUACUGACGCGGGAGAAGUCGGACCCUUCAAUACCGAUACUACACUUAAGUUCAGUAAAGUCUUCACCAAUAUCGGCCAGGCCUACAACCCAACUACAGGUAUCUUCACAGCCCCCGUCAGAGGAGCCUACUACUUCCGACUAACUGGGUGGGGUGUAAAGGGCUCAACUCAUAUCAGCUUUUCACUGUAUCACAAUAACAGGCAAAUUACUAGGUGUCACGAUGCAAAUGAUACCCUUGGUUUUAUCUCUGUGUCUAAUGCAUUUGUUCUUCAACUGAACCAGGGAGAUGUGGUCUACACAGUUCUCAAAUCAGGCUACCAUAUUUAUGAUGAUUCAUUCAAUCGUACCACUUUUAGUGGAUUUUCACUUUUUGCUCUGUGAAGUCAGCUG